UCCUGCACUCUACCUUCUCUAAUUAGUCAAGCGGAAUGAGGGCAGGGGAUUUUUCUUCCCUUUUUUCAAGCUUUGUAGCCAUCCAUGGAGGGGAGGUUGGGUCGCCUUACUCGGGAGGGGGAAAUCUACAGUUUAGAUAUCAUAGGCGCGACCCCUCGACGGGGGAGGGGGGAAAUCCCAUAUGACACACAUCAAUUUUUCACUGAGAAUCUCAUGAACGACAGGCGUGGGUGUAAGAAGCAAGGUGGAAGACAACAUGCAAGAUAUCUAGCUUCCAGUUCUACACGGGGAGGGGGAGGCAAGAACAACUGGCAGAUUGGGGGGGGUCCGCCUGCACAUGCGCACUUUCCUAAACUGACCGGCCGCGACAUCGGUCCGCACAGUGCGUCCUUCAAUGAAACUGAGGUCAACAAUAACUUCGGUCCCCUUAUAUACACACAUCCUCCUCAAUCAAUUGUAUCGGAGCCACUCUCUUCCCCCACGCCAACCUCUGGUAAGUGGCGGAAGCGCCGAGGUUAACAAUGGCACGGCGCCGGUCCAAUGCCCGUGUAGUCGAAUCAGGAGGAAGCGAAGGAGGAACAAGAACCCUAGCUCGUUCAACACGGACCUGCAGCGGCGUGCAGAGGCGAUAUCGGUCCAUGGCCGGUAUUCAUGCGGGCGACCAGAGCGUUGUUGUGCAGCCUCAGGCGUCGUGGCGCACAGCCACCCAGAGCAUCAUGGACGGCACCUGUCAUGUUGUUGCACAAUGGACCUCUUGUCUAGUGCAUAGGCAUAGGUUCAUGACAAUUAAAAAAAAAGGGUUAGAGUAACAUAGGUAGAUACCGUAACAUUUUAAAUACAUGCCACUACGUGUCAUGCAUGUCAAUAAAUGAG
Molecule: messenger RNA, 873 nt
Organism: Hordeum vulgare subsp. vulgare (domesticated barley)
Lineage: Eukaryota; Viridiplantae; Streptophyta; Magnoliopsida; Poales; Poaceae
Exons: 3
Coding region: 85-519 (144 amino acids)
Source: RefSeq, a predicted model, not a curated record